GCUGCUGAGUUAAAAAUAUUGUUGUGUAUUUGUGCACAAAUACUUACAGAAGAGGAAAGCCACACAUAAGACAAAGUGGCUAUAGAUAAACUCCGUUGUUUACAUUUUUAGUGGUAAGCUCUUUCGGCUCUGACAUUUACGCGGCAGGAAAAAAGAGCAGGUGCUCUAGGUCAAGCAAAGUAAUUAUCAGUCCAUUUUGUCACAUGAAAUGAAGGCAUUUUUAAAGGUUACUACGAUACUUUUACAAUUGGGCGUCAUAUAAUAGAAAUUAAAUUCAUAAUUAAGAAAACUUUCUCCUUAAUUUUUAAAAGUUCAUCUACUUGAAGAAACAAGCUUUGUUAAUUCAACGUUUUUGCACUUGUGCUUCUUCUUCGAUGUCUUUUCCGAGUGCACAUUAAAAACGCCAAAAUACAUGAUGGUUGCAUGAUACGUCACAGAAUGGUUGUGCAUGCCGAAAAAAUCUAACUCCCUGUGAUCGCUUGGAAUAUUAAAGCAAUAAAGUUAUCAAUGUGGCAUGAUUAUCAUAAGUUGCCAGCUUUUAAAACUUGAAAAUAAGAAAUCAUGUCGUCUUCAGACGUUUCUGAUGUUGAUUGUCAAGAUCAAGCUCUUGGUUUCCAGUUUGAACCUAGGAAAACUCUUAAAUCAUGGUCUGGGAGUGAAUGGGUAUAUUACGAAACAGACGAAGAUGUGGAAGAAAUAUCUUCCAAUUUAAGAACAAAUCUCCGAAUCUUGGUGCAUAUAUCCUACAUAAAUUUCGCACCUACUAUACUGCUAAAAGAAAAUCUUUGGACAGCUUUGGUUAGGAUGCAUGAUCGCAAAAGUUCUUACCUACCUCCAAAAGACAAUGUCUCUAACAAGGCUUACAGAUACGCAGCUUAUCGGCAGUUUACAUGGUGGGUUCAUGUCCAUCUUGUCUGUAUGAUGUCUGCCAAUGAAGAAGAACUAGAUGGAAGUGAUGAUGAAAUUCAGGUGACUGCAAAGGAAGUUUGUGAGCAGUUAACAGAGGCUUGGUUAAAUGAAAAAUUUUCACCUGAGCUAUUAGAGACUAAAGUAGAGUUAGUUGAAUGCAUGCUGGCUCAAGUAAAAGAACUGGAGAAUAAUUCCACAAUAAAAGAUAAGGACCUGGAGACUUCUGUACAACAAAUUGAACUUGAACGAGUAAAGUUUGUAAUAGCAAGUUAUCUCCGUGAAAGGUUAAAAAAGAUAGAAAACAAUGUUAUUCAUGUACUGGAAGAAGAAGCGAAGGAUCAACCGUCUAAGUUAUCUCCCGGAGAGUUGAAAUUUGCAAAAGAAUUCGCAGAUAAUAUGCAAAAUCAUUUUAAUAAACUUGCUCUACAACAAAUGCCAGCAAAUAUGCAGACCCUUGAUCAAAAGAAAAACAUUCCGCGUCCUAACCUAGACGAGUACCUCUUCAUUAAAGUAAACAGCAAACAAGAGCAAGUCCUCAUUGACCCAGAGGAAGAACCUUACACGCUCGAGGUGGAUUCACAACAUAUUGUUCGAUAUAAACCAAUAGCAGCAUUCGUGGAGGAUGGAACAGUUUCUCUCAUUUAAAUACAUCAAAUUUAUCAAUCGUCACUGUGUAAGCAGUAUACCUACUGUUGCCUACUGUGUGAGAACUCAAGAUGGUAUCUUCAAAUCAUUCAAUUAUUGCGGUGUAUUUUUGCGUGGAAAAGCGUAUCAUGAGUAUUUAUAGCUAGUUUUUUGCUCUCACAUGUAAAUAGUUUGGAAAAUAUUUAUACUGUUACAAAAUAUAUAUGACAUUGCGUAUAAAAGAA
Hydractinia symbiolongicarpus is the source of this 1778-nucleotide messenger RNA. Its product is annotated as DNA replication complex GINS protein SLD5-like. The transcript is spliced from 11 exons. Gene Ontology annotation, biological process: double-strand break repair via break-induced replication; DNA-templated DNA replication. Bases 562 to 1554 code for a protein of 330 amino acids. NCBI's taxonomy places the organism in Eukaryota, Metazoa, Cnidaria, Hydrozoa, Anthoathecata, Hydractiniidae. Gene Ontology annotation, cellular component: GINS complex. The record is from RefSeq and is a predicted model, not a curated record.